Molecule: messenger RNA, 318 nt
Organism: Microthlaspi erraticum
Lineage: Eukaryota; Viridiplantae; Streptophyta; Magnoliopsida; Brassicales; Brassicaceae
Source: the annotation of a GenBank genome assembly
AUGCCGUUUCUUCUACGCUUGUCACCGAACCGUCACGACCAAGAGAUUGAAGAAGAAACUACACAGUUGCUCAAUGAUUCUCAAACCGACUGUGAAUUGAGGUCGCGGCCCGGGACGGUGAAGGUGCCGGAGGUGGAGAUCCAUCUGCGUAAGAGUGAUAAAGGUCCAAUCGAUGUGUUCAAAUCGAAUCUCGUGCUCGGCUCAUGCGUCUAUGGCCUCAUCAAUCACCAACACGCAGACAGAAUCAUCAAAGCGAUGAGUGGAGCCGGAGAUUUCCGUGACUGGGCUGCAGAUUUCCUCUCCACCGUCAACGACUAA